AUGGCAGGUAUUAAAGUUGGAUCAGGUACCAGCCGCAACGGCAAGUAUCAAAAACAAAGCAAGAUUCAAUGCAUCGAGAGUGAGGACAUUGUCCUGUACCAGCCAUUUCAAACGACCUUAUACGCCAUUUCCAAGAAUGGCUGGGAUGAGAUCUUACAUAGGCACGAUCAUUGGAUGCAGGACCAUGAAGUAAACUUUGUACGGGGGAACUGGUUCCGAUUCUGGGAGAAAAUGUAG
Messenger RNA from Komagataella phaffii GS115, 237 nucleotides. RefSeq lists its product as hypothetical. The transcript is spliced from 2 exons. Lineage: Eukaryota; Fungi; Ascomycota; Pichiomycetes; Pichiales; Pichiaceae. The coding region runs from base 1 to 237 and encodes 78 amino acids. The record is from RefSeq and is a predicted model, not a curated record.